GAGUACAUCAAAGGCAUCUGUGAACCUGAACUGGAGGAAAGAGAGUGUUACCCCAAAGCGAUGCACUGCAUUUUUGUUGGGGCUCACAGUCUGUUUCUGAAAAGCUUGAUCCAGGAUACGUGUGCAGACCUCUGUGUCCUGGACAUUGGCCUUCUCGGCAUCAGAGGAAGCGCGGAGGCUGUGGUCAUGGCCAGGAGUCAUAUUCAGCAGUUUGUGAAGCUCUUUGAGAACAAUGAGAACCUACCCAGCAGUCAGAAAGACUCAGAGGUAAAAAGGGAAUUCAAGCAAUUCGUUGAAGCUCGGGCAGACAAUUACACAAUGGAUUUGUUGAUUUUGCCCACUUCCUUGAAAAAAGAGCUCUUGAGUCUCACCCAGGGCGAGGAGAAUCUGUUUGAAACCAGAGGCGGUGAGGUUAGUGAAACUGGAGAUGCUCAGCAAACAGAGUUUGCACAGAAUGCUGCCACAGGACUGAGUGUUUCUAGAGAUGAAACUGUUCUGCAGGAAGAUGUGAGAAAUAAAGCCCGGACUCCCGUUUCUGAGCUUACAGAACAAAUGGACACGGUCUUUUCUAGUUCACCAGAUGUGCGCUUUGUGCAGCCGGUAAAUGGUGUAAACCCCAACGAGGAGGCCCUUUCCAAAGAGAGAGUUUGUUGCAAAAGGAGAUUUUCUGAUUCCGAGGAAAGGCACACCAAGAAGCAGUUUUCCUUAGAAAAUGUUCAAGAGGAAGAGCUUUUACAGGAUGGCAAGCCAUCAGCUGGAAAUGUCAUCAUCGACCUCUCUGACUCUUCUGUUGACUCUGAAAACUUAAGUCUGGAUGUGAAAGACACUACAGAGGAGAUGGAAUACAACAUCCUUGUCAACUUUUUUAAAACCAUGGGCUACUCUCAAGAAAUUGUUGAAAAGGUCAUUAGGGAGUAUGGGCCUUCUACUGAACCAUUAUUGCUCUUGGAAGAAAUUGAAAAAGAAAAUAAACGGUUCCAAGAAGACAGAGAAUUUUCACCCAGUACUGUGUAUCCAGACACCACUAAAACCAAAAGUAAAGGUAUUUGUGGCAGCACAAAUGAGCUUACAGCAGAUUCCACUCCGAAGAAGACACAGGCUUACGCACAGCAAAAUACAGGAGAGAAGUUUUCUCAGUUGCCAUUCAAAGUAGAGGCUAAACCAUGUACCUCAAACUGCAAACGUAGUACUUUCAGAGCAGUCCCAGCAGAACAGAAACACGAAAUCCAGGGCCCACACCAUAGCUAUGUCUGUAAUGCAGACCUUGAAACCGAUGGCCUUUCCGCCUCUGUCACCCCACCAAGUCCCAAAGAUGUUAAUUUUGUUUCAAGGGGAGCUUCAGGUCACCAGCCUAGAGUCCCAGUUUUUCAUGAAAAUGGUUUACAGCAGCAAGCAGAAGCCUUGCUUCCGAAUAAUGUGAAAGCUGCCUGUGAGAAACCUUUGGGGUGUUGUGGCGCUCUUCAGCCCAAGCCAAACUGUCUACCCCUCUCACCAGCAGGGCCGCUGCCCCUGCUGCUACCUUCAGUUAGUGAGGCAAGAUUGGCAGGACCUUCCGAUCACAUCGAUUCCUCAGUUACAGGCGUUCAAAGGUUUCGAGAUACGCUGAAAGUACCCUACAAGCUGGAAUUAAAAAAUGAGCCCGGAAGAGCGGAUUUGAAGCAUAUUGUUAUAGACGGGAGCAACGUUGCCAUCACCCAUGGCCUGAAAAAGUUCUUUUCUUGUCGUGGAAUUGCAAUUGCGGUUGAGUAUUUUUGGAAGCUUGGCAACAGAAACAUCACUGUGUUUGUCCCUCAGUGGAGAACGAGACGGGACCCCAAUGUCACAGAACAGCACUUCCUCACCCAGCUCCAGGAGCUUGGAAUAUUAUCUCUAACUCCUGCUCGGAUGGUCUUUGGAGAAAGAAUUGCGUCUCAUGAUGACAGGUUUCUGCUACAUUUAGCGGACAAAACUGGUGGCAUAAUUGUAACAAAUGAUAACUUCAGAGAAUUUGUGACUGAGUCCGUCUCUUGGCGAGAAAUUAUUACAAAAAGGUUACUCCAGUACACCUUUGUGGGGGACAUAUUUAUGGUUCCUGAUGACCCUCUGGGAAGAAGUGGACCUCGGUUAGAAGAGUUUCUUCAGAAGGAGGUCUCUCUGAGAGACAUGCAGCCCCUGCUCAGCGCUCUGCCAAAGGUGGGCAUGUUUGACCCUGGACUCAGGGUCCCUGGUGCCCAGCCAGCCAGCGCCAGCCACCAGCCUCUGGCCCGGACCCAGGGAGCAAGCCCGGGCCCCUGGCUCCCUCUGCAGCCCCGCCUCCCACUCCUGGCCAGCCUGCCCCUGCCUGCCCAGAGGUCCCCUGCAGAAACCAGCGAGCUGAGGGAGGCUCUGCUGAAGAUCUUCCCGGACUCUGAACAGAGGCUGAAAAUCGACCAGAUCCUGGUGGCCCACCCGUACAUGAAAGACCUGAACGCGCUCUCUGCCAUGGUGUUGGACUGAGGCUGCCGAGCUGAGGCCGCUGGUGACAGUGCAGAGGCUGCACGUGCUGGGAAGCUCCUGAUGAAGACAUUCCUCGUGUAGACACCCUUGUAUAGAGAAAAGGAAAAGGUGUGUAUAAGAACAACCCUGGAUUUCCAAAACCAGCUUUUUUCUAUAUAUAAAUUAUGCUGCUAUUACAGAUUUAACAUUUCUGUAAGAGAAAAGUAUACAUUUUCUGCCUGUUCACAACUGUUUAAUAGCAGUUCCAGUGUAUUUACAUUUUUAUGUUUUUUAAAACUAUUUUCCUUAAAGCGGAUAUUGACAAAUGGAUAUGGUUAGCCUUUCUAAAUAAAAGAGUUGCUUUCUUAAGGAAAGCAGUUGCUCUUAAAGUAUA
Chinchilla lanigera (long-tailed chinchilla) is the source of this 2848-nucleotide messenger RNA. It is a transcript of the gene N4bp1, whose product is annotated as NEDD4 binding protein 1. Gene Ontology annotation, cellular component: nucleus; PML body. The record is from RefSeq and is a predicted model, not a curated record. Gene Ontology annotation, biological process: negative regulation of protein ubiquitination; negative regulation of proteasomal ubiquitin-dependent protein catabolic process. NCBI's taxonomy places the organism in Eukaryota, Metazoa, Chordata, Mammalia, Rodentia, Chinchillidae.